Messenger RNA from Chanos chanos (milkfish), 3582 nucleotides. It is a transcript of the gene adcy5, whose product is annotated as adenylate cyclase 5. The coding region runs from base 1 to 3582 and encodes 1193 amino acids. Gene Ontology annotation, molecular function: adenylate cyclase activity. Gene Ontology annotation, biological process: cAMP biosynthetic process; intracellular signal transduction; adenylate cyclase-activating G protein-coupled receptor signaling pathway. NCBI's taxonomy places the organism in Eukaryota, Metazoa, Chordata, Actinopteri, Gonorynchiformes, Chanidae. Gene Ontology annotation, cellular component: plasma membrane. The record is from RefSeq and is a predicted model, not a curated record. The transcript is spliced from 21 exons.
AUGUCCAGAUCUAACAGUGUAAGCCCGCCCGGCGUUGGUGCUCCUGGACUAAGGGGAGGGACGGAGCACAGAUCUGCUUGGGGCGAAUCUGAGUCCAUAGCUAACGGAUGUCCAUACUCGGCCAGAUCCUCGAGCAAAAAGCUCGCGCGGUCGAACAGUAGAUGGAGGGAGGAGGAUGACUUCGACCGACAACCGGGACGAGCCACAACAACUGUUAGCCGGGUCAGUUUUAGAUCCAAAUCUGCAUGGCAAGAGCAUGGAGAGGAGAGUCGAAACAAUAACCGAUCUUCCCCAAGGUAUGCAGAUGGAGAAGUGAGACCUAAGUCGGUAGAGUUGGGUUUGGAGGAUAGGAGAGUAAAGCCCAAACCAGAGGAGGAACUCAUGCCAGAAGUUCACUUUUCUAUGGGCGCAUGUUGCAGCAGCGUGAUGCAUAUUUUCAAAUCCAAGAAAUUCCAAUCGGAGAAACUGGAGAGAUUGUACCAGCGCUACUUUUUCCGACUGAAUCAGAGUAGUUUGACCAUGCUCAUGGCCGUUUUGGUUCUCGUAUGUGCGGUUAUGUUGGCGUUCCAUUGCGCCGGCGGCAUCUGUAGAGUGACUUACGUUGUGGUUUUCUCAAUGUCUAUCCUGCUCAUCCUCGUUUUGAUGAUUGUCUGCAAUCGGAACGGAUUUCACCAGGAUCACAUGUGGAUCGUGUGCUAUGUGGUCAUUUUGGUCGUCCUGGUGGUACAGGUGAUAGGUGUACUGCUUGUAGAACCGCGAAGUGCCUCAGAGGGAAUUUGGUGGACCGUGUUUUUCAUCCAUGUCAUCUACACACUACUCCCGGUCCGGAUGCGAGCAGCGGUCAUAACGGGAGUUAUACUGUCUGCUACACAUGUGAUAAUCUCAUGGAAGUUAAACGAAUCGGACAACUUCCUAUGGAAACAGCUGGUGUCCAAUGUGCUGAUCUUCUCCUGCACCAACAUAGUGGGUGUGUGUACACACUACCCAGCGGAGGGCUCACAGAGACAGGCCUUCAAGGAGACCAGGGAAUGCAUCCAGGCACGUCUGCACUCCCAGAGAGAGAACCAACAACAGGAACGCCUCUUACUCUCCGUGCUUCCUCGACAUGUUGCUAUGGAGAUGAAAGCUGACAUAAAUGCCAAGCAGGAAGAUAUGAUGUUUCACAAGAUCUACAUCCAGAAGCAUGACAACGUUAGUAUACUCUUUGCGGACAUCGAGGGGUUCACCAGUCUGGCAUCUCAGUGUACUGCCCAGGAGUUGGUCAUGACACUGAAUGAACUGUUUGCCCGAUUUGACAAACUGGCAGCGGAGAAUCACUGUCUGCGUAUUAAGAUCCUGGGUGACUGCUACUACUGUGUGUCCGGGCUGCCUGAGGCAAGGGCUGACCAUGCCCACUGUUGUGUGGAGAUGGGUGUGGACAUGAUAGAGGCUAUCUCGCUGGUGAGGGAAGUCACUGGUGUUAACGUGAACAUGCGGGUGGGCAUUCACAGUGGCAGAGUCCACUGUGGAGUCCUGGGUUUGCGCAAAUGGCAGUUCGAUGUGUGGUCUAAUGACGUCACGCUGGCCAAUCACAUGGAAGCGGGGGGCAAGGCAGGCCGUAUCCACAUCACUAAGGCCACGCUAAACUAUCUGAAUGGAGACUAUGAAGUGGAACCUGGCUAUGGAGGAGAAAGAAAUGUUUAUCUGAAGAAACACAACAUAGAAACCUACCUCAUAGUGGGCUGCAGCCAGAAACGGAAAGAAGAGAAGGCCAUGAUUGCUAAGAUGAACCGGCAGCGUACUAAUUCAGUCACUCAUAACACGUCUCACUGGACUGACCGGCCCUUUUACAAUCACUUGGGCAGCAACCAAGGAGUCUCCAAGGAGAUGAAGAGGAUGGGCUUUGAAGACCCAAAGGACAAACAUUUCAUUUUCAGAAACACGCAGGAAAACCUUAAUCCGGAGGAUGAGGUGGACGAGUUUCUGGGCCGUGCAAUCGAUGCCCGAAGCAUUGACCGCCUGCGCUCCGAACACGUCAAGAAAUUCCUUCUGACCUUCCGAGAGCCGGACCUUGAAAAGAAGUACUCUAAACAGGUGGACUCCAGGUUUGGAGCCUACGUGGCCUGUGCCUCUCUUGUCUUCUUGUUCAUCUGCUUUAUUCAGAUUGUCAUCGUACCACAUUCCAGUUUGAUGAUUGGGUUCUAUGUGACGUGUUUGAUCCUUUUGAUGGCGGUCAUGUUUGUUUCAGCUGUCUACUCCUGUUUUGGGUUUUUUCCGGUACCCCUUCAAAACCUGUCCAAGAGGAUCGUUCAGUCCAGACUCAACAGCACCCUCGUGGGUGUUUUCACCAUCCUUCUGGUCUUUCUCUCCGCCUUCAUUAACGUUUUCACCUGUAGUACUUAUGACCUGAAGACAUGUCUGGGGAGGGAGUUCAAUAUCAGCCCGAGCAGUGUGAACGCCUGCCAUGUGCUCAGCUCUGCUCUGAAUUACUCCCUCAGCACAUUCGAGGGCCCCUGUGGCAGCUCCUCACCAACCUGCAACUUCCCAGAGUACUUCUCUUCCUGUGUAUUGCUGAGUCUGUUGGCCUGCUCAGUGUUUCUGCAGGUCAGCAGCAUAGGAAAACUCUUCCUCAUGCUCUUCAUCGAGGUGGUCUACGUAAUUAUCCUGGAAGUACCUGAGGUUAAUCUGUUUGACAACGUGGACCUGCUGGUGUUGGCCAAUGCUAUUGAACACAUCAAUGGAACAAGCUGUGUGACAGACUCCAAGGUUCCUUUGAAGAUCAUGACUCCAGUGGUCAUUACGGUAUUUGUAUUGGCGCUGUACCUACACGCUCAGCAGGUGGAGUCGACGGCCAGGCUGGACUUCCUGUGGAAGCUGCAGGCCACUGAGGAGAAAGAGGAGAUGGAGGAACUCCAGGCUUACAACCGCCGCCUCCUCCACAACAUCCUCCCAAAAGACGUGGCCGCCCACUUCUUGGCGCGCGAGCGCCGGAACGACGAACUCUACUACCAGUCGUGUGAAUGUGUGGCCGUCAUGUUCGCCUCCAUCAGCAACUUCUCAGAGUUCUACGUAGAGCUGGAGGCCAACAACGAGGGCGUGGAGUGUCUGAGGCUCCUGAACGAGAUCAUCGCUGAUUUUGAUGAAAUCAUCAGUGAAGAUCAGUUCCGCCAGCUAGAGAAGAUUAAGACCAUUGGAAGCACCUAUAUGGCUGCGUCUGGCCUCAAUGACUCCACCUACGACAAGGUUGGACGCUCCCACAUCCGCGCCCUUGCCGACUACGCCAUGCGGCUCAUGGACCAAAUGAAGUACAUCAAUGAGCAUUCAUUCAAUAACUUCAAAAUGAAGAUUGGCCUCAACAUGGGUCCAGUAGUGGCAGGCGUCAUAGGGGCUCGUAAACCCCAGUAUGACAUCUGGGGAAACACAGUGAACGUAGCCAGUCGCAUGGACAGCACUGGGGUUCCAGAGAGAAUACAGGUCACCACUGAUCUGUACCAGGUCUUGAACUCCUACAACUACACACUAGAGUGCCGUGGGGUCGUUAAGGUCAAGGGUAAAGGGGAAAUGAUGACCUACUUCUUGAACGGAGGACCCAGCAGUAGUUAA